Caenorhabditis bovis is the source of this 459-nucleotide messenger RNA. The record is from the annotation of a GenBank genome assembly. NCBI's taxonomy places the organism in Eukaryota, Metazoa, Nematoda, Chromadorea, Rhabditida, Rhabditidae.
AUGGCACUACGAUUGACGUCUUCUGCGAAAGGGCUUUUGCAGACCGCUGUUCGCACACCGUUUGCCGCAAAAUAUCACGAAAAAGUCAUUGAUCACUAUGAGAACCCAAGAAAUGUGGGAUCUUUGGAUAAAAAUGAUCCAUCGGUUGGAACGGGAAUUGUUGGAGCCCCCGCUUGUGGAGAUGUCAUGAAAUUGCAAAUCAAGGUGGAUGAAAACGGCAAAAUCGUGGACGCGAAAUUCAAGACGUUCGGCUGCGGCAGCGCAAUCGCCUCGUCGUCGCUGGCCACUGAAUGGAUCAACGGAAAGACGAUCGAGUACGCAUCGAAAAUCAAAAACGACGAAAUCGCCAAAGAAUUGUGCCUGCCGCCAGUCAAAUUGCACUGCUCAAUGUUGGCUCAGGACGCGAUUCAGGCGGCAUUGAAGGACUACCAGAAGAAGCAGAAGAAAGCACAGAAAUAA